AGGUUAAAUUCGGUGAACUUUGUGCAGCCAUCGCCAAAGUAUAUUGAGGCUGGUGGACGUUCUGCAGAGAAGCUUGAACAAAUUCGAUCACAGGUUGAGAAGUUGCAUCAAGUUGUUGACGAAAAUAGAGGGAUUAUUCAUGAGAAGAACACCAUCAUUUGCGACCUUCGAGCGGAAAACGAAAAGUUCCGGGUGGAUAAUCUACGUAGCACACAACGGACAGACGAACUAGAGCAGCAGGUGGAAAAACAAGUGGAAAUAAUAAAUAGCUACAAGGCUGCUGAGGAGCAACAUGACAAAAUCAUCCACAUGAUCCAGCAGGAUAUGAAGGCAAAGAAUAACAAACUUCUCAUCCUAAUGAGUCAACUGAGAUCCAGUGAGGCAAGAUUUGCAGAACGGCUUGCAUCGGAGGAAUUUCGCAUCAAGUCCCUGGAAGGCGCCCUGGCAGACUUGAGCCAUGUUUUGGAGUGUGAACCGACAGCGGAACAAUGUAUACUCAAGGUUACUGAGUUGGUUCGAAAAAUAUGCGCCUACAAAACUCAGCUCGAUCAGAGGGAAGAUGCAAUCCAAGCCUUCGAAUAUGAGCAGCGUGCCUCACGGGAGACUAUUUUGAGGCUUUCCGGUGAACUAACCAAAGAGAAAAACGAGAAAGCAUCCGCAAACGAAGAUUCACGCAAAGCGAGAGAAGAGUUGGUGAAGACUCAGAGUGCCCACGAACAGUGCGGACAUCAUAUAUGUCUGUUGGAAGGCCGAAUAAAUGAUCUGGCAAAUAGCUUACAGGCUGCUCGAAGGGAGGCUGAAGAAAAGGAUAAGAUGUUUGCACUGCUGAAUGAGGCGGAAACAAAACUUCAAUCAAAGAAGAUCCUGAGUGCUUCUUCAUGUGGACGAUCAGGUGGCUCGAAUGAUGGAACGCAACCCGCGGAUAUUGAGGCUUUUAGAGCGUUUCUGAAAAACGUCGCGGAACUUUUCGAAAUUCCGAAUGGCGAAGACUCAAUCGGAAUUGUGUCCUUCGUGUGGAACCGCAUACAAGAAAUGAGGGAUGAUAUAAGGAAGUAUUCUGACCGAAUGAAAGAACUCCAAACGGAUGUUGCCAGACUGUCCCAACUACAGACCUCUCUUCAUGAAAACGAGCACUCCUCGAAACAGCGAAUUCAGUCCUUGGAGGAACAACGCGCUUCUGACGGGGCCAUAAUCGAUGGUCUCAGAGCUGAACGCAACCAGUUACACGAUUUGCUGUGCAAGUUUGCGCUUGCAAUGAAAUUUGAGGAGCCCAUUGCCGAAACAGAGACGGAUAUAGUAGGGCAAACUUUGAUCGCUCGAAUAACGCAACUACAGCAAGGAAAUACAGAGAAGCUGGCCAAACAACGGAUUCAUAUUACAAAGCUUCAGCGAGAACUGCGGGAGUCCAAAGAGCUUGUGGAGUCUUUGGAGCUUCAAGUUUCAAUCAUGAAGCGUCGAUUAGCUGAGGCACAGGAACAUCGUUUCCAGAAUAUCGCUCCUGCUAGUCAGACCCCAAUGACUUUGGCAGCCUCUGAGAAAGAGAGAAACCGUUUGGUUAAACAACUGAAACAGACAAGAGAUGAUGCCGACAAACUACGAGAGGAGAUUGUGCUACUUAAAGCUCGUCUGUUGGAAUCAAGUCAAGAAAAGCUCAGACAAACCGAACAAGGAAAAGUCCUCAAGGUAACCCAAAUCCGCAUGAAUGAGACCAAUCGAAAUUUCGAAGAACAGAAACAAGAAGCUCUUAAACUGCGAACAGAGCUAGACCAAUGGAAGAAACGUUACAACACAGAAGUGAAGAGGCUUCAAGAUCGACUCACCGAAGCCGAAAGGGAGUUGGUCAACACAAAAGAGGCACUAGAAAUCAACCGCAAUUCAACAGAACAGCCAUCAGCCACUGGUGGAAAGCCACAAUUCAAGAAUACCGUUCAUUCUGGGGCACACCGCAUGAUUCCGAUCACGUCCUGCUGCCUGUACACCUUACGGUUCGCUUCCCUUCAGGCUCUCGCUAGUCAGCAAGAAGCAGCUCAACAGUACCAAUUUGAGCUAGCCCAACAACUCUCCACAGUAAGACAGUACUGUGGUGGCAGUGAACAUGUGGAUGAAGCGUGGCAAAAUGUGAAAAGAGCUAUGCUAACGGAGUUCAGUGCUGUCUGUCAGACUUCUCCGAUUCGACCACAAGAUCACUGGAUACCGUCGAGAUCGCUAUCCAUUAUCGAUGCCAGGAAAUCGAUCCGCGCAUGCAAACCCCCUAAACAUCAAACAGUGAGGAGCCUAAGAAAAGACCGAGAGAUCUGGCGGACAUCGAAAGCCCGGGAGUUGAAGAAGGAUUUUGCUGCGGGAAACGGCCGUGCCGUAUAUCAGCUGAUACGAUCGACUGGCCCUAGGAAAGCAACGGUCAGCGAAACGAUAAUGGGAAAAGAUGGCUCAUUAAUUCACUCGCAAAGAAAUUUGACGGCAAAGAUAGACCGAACACUUCGAAGAACAGUUCAGCUGGUCCCUGCAACACGGCCUGUAGAGAUAGUGCAUACAGGCGAAUGGAAUUUAGACAUUGAUCACCCGUCGGAUGAAGAAAUAAAGUACGAAAUAUCCGCGGUAAAACGUGAGGCAUCAGGACCGGACGGACUGAAGCUCUCGUCUGAGUUCACCACAUCAAGUGGUGUCAGACAGGGCUGUACUCUUUCACCUUUCCUCUUCAACUUCGUCAUUGAUGCGAUCACGGAAGACUCACUACCAACCUCUAAUGCCUGUGGGGUCGAAGUGCUCCCUGGGCCUCCGCUUACAGAUAUCCAGUACGCAGACGACAUAGCUCUUCUUGGAUCUGGUCCUGUGGUAUUGCAAACAAUAUUAAAUAAUCUGAAUAAUUCUGCCUCGAGGUUCGACAUGCGCUUCACACCUGCAAAGUGUAAAGUGAUACUGCAAGACUGGGUGGGCUCGAACGCUAGCCUCAUGCUUGCGGAUGAACCGAUUGAGGUAGUAGGCAAAUUUGUUUACCUGAGCAGCUGUAUCAGUCCCGGUGGUCUCCUCUCGCUAGUCAGCAAGAAGCAGGUAGUCCAGUAUUUUCGAAGAACGACCAUAGCUCAACAGUACCAAUUUGAGCUAGCCCAACAACUCUCCACAGUAAGACAGUACUGUGGUGGCAGUGAACAUGUGGAUGAAGCGUGGCAAAAUGUGAAAAGAGCUAUGCUAACGGAGUUCAGUGCUGUCUGUCAGACUUCUCCGAUUCGACCACAAGAUCACUGGAUACCGUCGAGAUCGCUAUCCAUUAUCGAUGCCAGGAAAUCGAUCCGCGCAUGCAAACCCCCUAAACAUCAAACAGUGAGGAGCCUAAGAAAAGACCGAGAGAUCUGGCGGACAUCGAAAGCCCGGGAGUUGAAGAAGGAUUUUGCUGCGGGAAACGGCCGUGCCGUAUAUCAGCUGAUACGAUCGACUGGCCCUAGGAAAGCAACGGUCAGCGAAACGAUAAUGGGAAAAGAUGGCUCAUUAAUUCACUCGCAAAGAAAUUUGACGGCAAAGAUAGACCGAACACUUCGAAGAACAGUUCAGCUGGUCCCUGCAACACGGCCUGUAGAGAUAGUGCAUACAGGCGAAUGGAAUUUAGACAUUGAUCACCCGUCGGAUGAAGAAAUAAAGUACGAAAUAUCCGCGCUACUGAACUUCCGAUCACUGAUCGCUCGGCAUCUGGGCUUAGACUCUGAACAUCUGUCCGUGCCUGACUACGAGAUUCUUGUAAAGCUGAAUAAGUUGAUCUCCUCAAACCACACAGUCACCAACAGGCUCCUGGCAACGGAGAAUGCAUUGACUCUGGUUGACGGUUCUUUCAAAGGAAAAGAAUACCAGGCGUUAGUCAAAGAUUCAGCAAUGGCAGGGCAUGCUCUAGACACUGGGCGUAGUAUAGAUUUAGAAAAUGUGGACAUCCUGAGUCGGGGUUUAAGAUUCACACCACAGCGACUGGUGGACGAGGCGGUGGAAAUCGCCAAGCAUCCCAGUGUGAAUAGAAUAGAGGGGGUAGAACUUGCAAACGUGUGGAGAGCGGUCUUAGAUCAGCCGAGAUGA
This is a messenger RNA of Opisthorchis viverrini, 4056 nucleotides long. RefSeq lists its product as hypothetical. The annotation marks the transcript as partial. Lineage: Eukaryota; Metazoa; Platyhelminthes; Trematoda; Opisthorchiida; Opisthorchiidae. The record is from RefSeq and is a predicted model, not a curated record. The transcript is spliced from 15 exons.